GUGCUUUAAUUUAUAGAAAGACAAGUAUAUAAAUUAACGGCUGUGAUUCACCUGGCUGCCUUUCUUUUACUUUCUCCUUUUGAUGGACCAAGCUGAACUAACCUGAAAGUUUUUCUCCACUCUCUCAAACUCACUUUUCAUUUCUUCUUUCUUCUUCCCCCAAAAAGCGGGUUUUAUUCAGGGUCUGAUAACUUGGAUUGUAGAAGCUAACUUGUGAAGAAAUUUUGUGACUUUUUGUGGAAAUCACUUUUGGGAGAUUGGGUUCAGGCGUUUUUGAGUUGAAGUUUUAUCAGGGGUAUUUCCAAAAAUAGAUGAUUAUGGACCCAAGUUCAAGGGUGUUCUCAACUUCUGUGAAUGGGAUCCAAUUGAGCAAUCAACCCUUACCAGUUUUUCCAAAUCAGAAUCUUGUUGGUGGAAGAUUGGACAAUGGUAUCUUUGUAGAUCAUAAUUUUAGGGAUUAUCAGUACUAUCAACCCAAUUCAUCGUCGAAUAAUGUUGCCUCAGUUUCAAGUGUAAAUCAUGAGGAAGACUCCCCGGAAGACUGUGAUUUUUCAGAUGCAGUCUUGAGAUACAUAAACCAGAUGCUUAUGGAAGAAGAUAUGGAGGAUAAGACUUACAUGCUUCAAGAGUCUUUGGAUCUUCAGGCCGCUGAGAAAUCGUUCUAUGAUGUUCUUGGCAAGAAGUACCCUCCUUCCCCUGACCAAAAUUUUUCUUAUAUUGAGCGGAAUGAGGAGAUUCAGGAUAGCUAUACCUUUAGAAAUUCCCAUAAUUGUAUUAAUGGUGGUAGCGAUGUGAAUAAUUACCUUGUUGAUAGUAGUUGGAUUCAGAAUCCAGGUGAAUAUUUUAUGCCUGAAUUACAAACUCAUCCACUUUCUAGCAUAUCUCAGUCAUCUUAUAGUUCUUCAAAUAGUGUAAUCACAAGUGUGGAUGGACUGGUGGAUUCUCCAAGCAGUAUCCUUCAGAUCGCCGAUUGGAAUAAUGAGAGCCAAUCCAUAUGGCAAUUCCGGAGGGGCGUUGAGGAGGCUAGUAAAUUUCUACCGAAUGAAAAUGAGUUAUUUGUUAAUUUUGAGGUUAAUCGACUGCUAUCUCAUCAGCCGAAGGGAGGCUCUAGUGAAGUGGCAGUAAAGGUGGAGAAAAAUGAUGGGGAAGAUUGCUCACCAAAUGGAUCAAGGGGAAAGAAGAAUCUUUACAGAGAGGAUACAGAUUUAGAAGAAGAGAGGAGCAGCAAGCUGGCAGCAGUUUAUCUAGAAUCCCCAUUGCGAUCAGCGAUGUUUGAUAUGGUGUUGCUUUGUAGUUUAGGCAAAGCUCACCCGAUGACAGCUCGUCGUGAAGCCUUUAAGAAUGCAUCAAAAAAAAGUGUGCAGCAGAAUGGACAAUCAAAAGGAUCUAAUGGUGGAAAGGGUCGUGGUAAGAAACAAAGUGAGAAAAAAGAGGUGGUGGAUUUGAGAACUCUCCUGAUUCAUUGUGCACAAGCUGUUGCUGCUGAUGAUCGAAGGAAUGCAAAUGAAUUGCUGAAGCAGAUAAGGCAGCAUUCUUCUCCUUUUGGGGAUGGAAAUCAAAGAUUGGCUCAAUGCUUUGCAGAUGGCCUCGAGGCACGCUUGGCAGGGACGGGUAGCCAGAUUUACAAAGGCCUUGUUAGUAAGAGAACAUCAGCUGCUGAUAUAUUGAAAGCUUAUUACCUGUAUCUUGCUUGCUGCCCUUUCAGAAAGAUCUCCAAUUUUACCGCAAACAAGACAAUAAGGAACUUGGCAGAAAACUCAACAAGACUUCAUAUCAUAGACUUUGGUAUUCUUUAUGGUUUCCAGUGGCCCACCUUUUUGCAGCGGAUUUCUAUGAGACCUGGUGGACCUCCAAAGCUUCGGAUUACUGGAAUAGAAUUUCCCCAACCUGGUUUUCGGCCAGCAGAGGGAGUUGAGGAAACAGGACGUCGCUUAGUGGAAUAUGCUAAGGAAUUCAAGGUGCCUUUUGAGUACCAUGCUAUAGCAAAAAAAUGGGACUGCGUUCAACCUGAGGAUCUCAAAAUUGAUAGGGACGAAUUCCUGGUUGUUAAUUGCUUGUAUCGAGGUAAGAACUUGCUUGAUGAAACUGUUGCAGUGGAUAGUGCAAGAAAUAUUUUUCUCAACUUGAUAAAGAAGAUUAAUCCGGAUGUUUUCAUCCAUGGGAUUGUCAACGGGGCCUACAAUGCACCUUUCUUUGUAACCCGGUUCCGAGAGGCUCUGUUUCAUUUCUCUGCAAUGUUUGAUAUACUUGAAACUAUUGUACCCUGUGAAGAUCGUGAGAGGAUGCUGAUUGAGAAAGAGAUCUUUGGCCGGGAGGCCUUGAAUGUUAUAGCUUGUGAGGGCUGGGAGAGAGUUGAGAGGCCAGAGACUUACAAGCAGUGGCAAGUCCGAAACCUUAGGGCUGGGUUUGUUCAGAUUCCUUUAGAACGGGAGAUAGUGACGGGGGCAAUACAAAGAGUGAGAUCCUUUUACCAUAAAGAUUUUAUAAUUGAUGAAGACAGCCGGUGGCUUUUGCAAGGAUGGAAGGGAAGAAUCAUCUAUGCACUUUCUGCUUGGAAACCUGCGUAGUGAUCUUGCAUUUGUGAUAACUUGAGCCUGGAUUCGGUCUCUCACUUUUAUGUUGCUCUAAGUGAGAAAAUAUGACAACCUCAGGUAAGAUUUUCUCUUCUGUUCUCAUUUUAAGUCAUUCAGUCUAUCUUAUGUUACUGUAAAACAAGAUGAGUAAUUUUUUGUAUACUGGCAGGUAUAUGUGGUGGCUGGAUAUUAAAGUACUGAAAAAAUAAAGUUUUCCUAGUUCACUUCUACACAGUUGGAGAACCAGAACAUGUAUAAUUUUCUUACUGAUAAUGUUGUGUUUUGGCUGAGCUCAAUCACUGUUAACUUAGUAAGCUCAAGUGUAAAAAAUGCACGCUAUCAUUUUCCAAAUUAACAUGUAGAGGAAAUUGUAUGACAGAAUUUUAUAUGAAGCUCAACUUCUUCUCAAAUUCUCAAUUGUUAUUCCAGGAGCUGUGUAUGUACUGAACCCCUUUUAUCUUUGUAAU
Pistacia vera is the source of this 3040-nucleotide messenger RNA. RefSeq names its product scarecrow-like protein 9. Bases 312 to 2567 code for a protein of 751 amino acids. The record is from RefSeq and is a predicted model, not a curated record. Gene Ontology annotation, cellular component: nucleus. Gene Ontology annotation, molecular function: DNA-binding transcription factor activity; sequence-specific DNA binding. The transcript is spliced from 2 exons. NCBI's taxonomy places the organism in Eukaryota, Viridiplantae, Streptophyta, Magnoliopsida, Sapindales, Anacardiaceae. Gene Ontology annotation, biological process: regulation of DNA-templated transcription.